Messenger RNA from Rotaria sp. Silwood1, 1227 nucleotides. The record is from the annotation of a GenBank genome assembly. Lineage: Eukaryota; Metazoa; Rotifera; Eurotatoria; Philodinida; Philodinidae.
AUGAAGUUAAAUACUAAAUUUGCUCUAAAAUAUCAACUACUUCGUGACAAUAUGCAAAUGUUAUGGUCGAAAUUCCAAAAGAAAGUGAAUGAAGAUCUAUUUGGUCAUUAUCAUUCUAUACAUGCAUCAAUUAUACCUGAAUAUGCAAUAAAUCUUGAACGAUUUUCUUGUCCAAGUAAAUUAUUUUUCAAUAGUGAACAAUUAUGGAAACAAGAUAUUGAAAAUAAACGUAUUAAUACAGUAAUAUUGAUGAAUGAAAUCAAAGUAAAUCUUGAUAAUAAAAUCAAAGAUUAUUAUGAAAAUUUUGUUCGUCUUUUUUACACAUGGUUUGAUCGAAUGUUAGCUGCUGAUGACAAAAGUCUAGUUCUUAGCUUCAACGAACGCUCUUUUCAAAUUGAUUUCACAAAACGUGUUCAAGAACUUUAUAUGGCUUCGAGAAAAGGUUCAAAAAAGAAUGAAAGUUCAACAUGUGUGAAUAUUGAAAUAAAAGAUUUUAUUGAAUUUGGUUAUGAAAUGAAUGCUGAUGAUCUUUUACCUAUUUGGACACAAGAACAAGAGAAUAUUGUUCCAUCAAUAAUUACGGAUACUGAUCAAAUUGAACAACCAAUCAAAUAUGUAGCUGGUUUAGAUAUAAGUUUUGUUAAAGGAAAUGAUAAAGCUGUUGCAUCUAUGGUUAUUUUUGAUUAUCAAACAUUAAAUAUUGUAGCUAAAAUCAGUAUUAAUUGUAAUUUGAAAAUUCCAUAUAUACCGAAUUAUUUAGCAUUUCGUGAAGCUCCAGUCUUUAUGAAAUUACUUGGUAUUCAAAAAGACCAGUGCCCUCAUUUAACACCACAAGUUAUUUUAAUGGAUGGAAAUGGUGUUUGGCAUCCUCGUCGUGCUGGUAUUGCUUCACAUUUUGGUGUUUUAAGUGGAAUUCCAUGUUUUGGUGUAUCGAAAAAUGUUCUUCAUGUCGAUGGUAUUACACGAGAGAAAAUUAAAGACUUAUUAAGUGAAAAAGCACCUGAAAAAGAUCAAUAUAUUGAAGUCAUUAGUGACAGUGGAAAUCUUCUUGGUUUAGCUUAUAAUGUAACUGGCUCUGUAAAUAGUGCUGUGUAUAUUAGUGUUGGACACAAAAUAACAUUAACAACAGCUCUUGCUAUAUUCAAAUCAGUGACUAAAUAUCGUAAUUGUGAACCAAUACGACAAGCUGAUUUACUUAGUCGAGAAAUAGUUGCUAAACUUUCAUAA